This is a messenger RNA of Cheilinus undulatus (humphead wrasse), 1571 nucleotides long. It is a transcript of the gene fhl3b, whose product is annotated as four and a half LIM domains 3b. The record is from RefSeq and is a predicted model, not a curated record. Gene Ontology annotation, cellular component: nucleus; stress fiber; Z disc. Bases 193 to 1032 code for a protein of 279 amino acids. Gene Ontology annotation, biological process: actin cytoskeleton organization. The transcript has 6 exons. Lineage: Eukaryota; Metazoa; Chordata; Actinopteri; Labriformes; Labridae. Gene Ontology annotation, molecular function: actin binding; transcription coregulator activity.
AUGCUUCAGUCAGUGGAAACUCGUCACUCUUAGCUCGUAGGAGUUCACGGAGGAUUUAAUAAUCUGUCAUAUCACACAGCAGAGCAGCACGAGAGCACAAACCGCUGCGAUCCUGCAGAGAGAGGGAGACUCCUGAGGGCAUCUCCAGGCUGCUGAUGCGCAGAGAGAGGAGGUCAGCCAGGGAAAAACACCAUGAGUGACCGAUUUGACUGCAAAAACUGCCAAGAGUCCCUGUGUGGACGCAAAUACAUCCAGGUGGAGGACAAGCCUCACUGCAUCCCAUGCUAUGACCGCCUGUAUGCCAACACCUGCCAGGAAUGUAAAGAAAUCAUCGGUCAUAAUGCAAAGGAGCUCUUCUAUGAGGACAGACAUUACCAUGAACAUUGCUUCCGCUGUUUCCACUGCGACCGCUCUCUGGCAGACGAGCCUUUCACCAGCCAGGCCGAUGCGCUGGUGUGCAGCGACUGCUACUGCAACGAGUACUCCUCCAAAUGUGUGGCCUGCGACAAGAUCGUCAAGCCAGGUUCAAGGAUGCUGGAGUACGGUGGCUCCACAUGGCAUGAGGACUGUUUUACGUGUCAUGGCUGUGAGAAGUCGAUCGGUGCUGAGGCCUUUAUCCCAGACCAGAACAACUACUACUGUGUGCCAUGCUACGAGGGCCAGUUUGCUCCUCAGUGCAGCCACUGCAAGAAGCCUCUGACUAAAGGAGGGGUGACCUACAAGGACGAGGUGUGGCACAGAGAGUGUUUUCUCUGCACAGGCUGCAAAGCUCCACUUGCCGGACAACCGUUCACCUCGCAGGGAGAAAGUCCGUACUGCGUCAAGUGUUUCAGCAGCCUCUACGCCAAGAAGUGUGCCGGCUGCAACACGGCCAUCACAGGGUUUGGAGAUGGGAAGUAUGUUUCUUUUGAGGACCGGCAGUGGCAUCAGCCGUGCUUUAAGUGUUCUCGCUGCUCUGUGUCAUUGGUGGGCUCUGGUUUCUUCCCCGACCGGGAUCAGAUCCUGUGUACAGACUGCAACACUGACGACUGACCAAAGCUAACUACACCUGUGCCUGACAAAAGCAAACACGUCUGACAGAAGCAGAAAAUGUCAGAAACCUCCCUCCAGCACAUGAACACUGCAAUAUUACUUAUUCAGUCACAGCGAACAGCUGACACAAAGCUCAGUAUUUGCAAAUUGAACUCUCAUUAGCUUUAAGUGCAAAUGUUUGUAUAAAGUCUGCAGAAAUAUUCUGCUUUACAUGUAAGACUUUGUUUUCCUUUAUUUAAUGUUUUGCACAUCUUCGACUAAAGCAUUCAUAGAAAAGUUACACAUAAACCUUUAAUUUAAACUUUUUGUUUAAGCAUUGAAGUGUAAUCCAUUAUUUUAUAUUAAUUAAAUCAUGACAGCUAAAUAUAACAAACAUCUGAAUGUUCAAACCUGUGCCCAUUACACAUAUUUAUACUUUUUAAAAUAGUAUUCUGAUGUGUUAAUCUCCUGUUCCCAUACUGCUUGCUGUAUCUGUUUCUUAAAAUGAUUUUUAAUAUCUUUACUGGCAUCUAUGCAAUAAAAAUGUAAAAAAAAAUGAA